This is a messenger RNA of Lichtheimia ornata, 2394 nucleotides long. RefSeq lists its product as uncharacterized. The record is from RefSeq and is a predicted model, not a curated record. Gene Ontology annotation, cellular component: eukaryotic translation initiation factor 3 complex. NCBI's taxonomy places the organism in Eukaryota, Fungi, Mucoromycota, Mucoromycetes, Mucorales, Lichtheimiaceae. The coding region runs from base 1 to 2394 and encodes 797 amino acids. Gene Ontology annotation, biological process: translational initiation. The transcript has 5 exons. Gene Ontology annotation, molecular function: translation initiation factor binding; RNA binding; translation initiation factor activity.
AUGUCCCGCUUCUUCCGUUCAGCAUCAGAUAGCGAAUCCGAUUCCGAGACUUCUGACAAUGAGUCCUUCAUUUCCGAUGAGGAAUUGUCGUCUUCUGAGGAGGAGUCCGAGGAGGAAGUCGAACAAGAGCAACAACCAAAGAAAUCGCGAUUCUUGAAGGGCGCCGGCUCAGACUCAGAUGAGGACUCUGACGAGGAAUUCGGUCGCAAACGCCAAGUCAAAUCGGCAAAGGACAAGCAGCUCGAUGAAAUGCAGAACUCUAUCAAAGCCAUUGAAAAUGGUCAAAAGAACAACGAUUGGGGUCUUAUUUCCAAUGAAUUCGACAAGCUUACGAUGCGUGUCAACAAAAUGACCACUGGUUUUGAUGCUAUUCCACUUCCCAAGGUGUAUAUCAAGGUCAUCGCCGAUAUGGAAGAGGCAUUGGCCAGCGCUGGUCAAGACAAGAAGCCCAACAAAAAGAAGGCCAGUGGUGCCGCUGCCAAGGGUUUGAACGCCAUGAAGGCAAAGAUCAAAAAGAUUUCAAAGCAAUAUGAAAAGCAACUUGCCGAAUACAAAAAGGAUCCUGAGGCAUUCUUGGAGGAGAAGGAAGAGAAGCAAGCCGUCAGCGCACAAAACGAGAAGAAUGAAAAGAAGAAGCUUGUUGCUGCUACUCCCAAUCAAGUCGCAGAGGAGGAAUUGGAUGGUUUCACAUCUGUUGGCAAGGGCGGCAAGGUUACCAAGGCAGCAGUUGCCAUGUCAUCUGGUACCAUCUUUGCCAAGUUGAGUGAAGUCCUUGAUAGCCGAGGCAAGCGUAACACAGAUCACAAGGAACAAAUUGCUAUUUUGGAACAGCUUUUGGAGGCUGCCAAGUCGCCUUUCCAAGAGAUCAUGAUCUUGUUGGCUUUGAUUCCCUCGCGUUUCGAUAUCAACUUUAGCAUGGUUGAGCAUAUGCAAGUGGAUAUUUGGAAGAAGGUUGAAAAGGAAAUCAACCAAGUAUUGGAGAUCCUCGAGGCCCACCCUGAAUAUGUCAUUCGCGAAGAUGCUGAGGAACUUGACUAUGGAGACAAUGAUGUUAUCCCCAAGGAAGGCGAGAUCGUUCACAUUCGUGGUUCCAUUGCCAGCUUGGUCGAACGUUUGGAUGAUGAAUUUACAAAGUCGCUUCAAAGCAUUGAUCCUCACACAACCGAUUACAUUGACCGUUUGCGCGAUGAGCCUGGUCUCUAUGCUGUCUUGGUGAGAACUCAAGCCUAUGCUGAGAAGAACAACAUGGAGGCUAUUUUGCCCCGUACCAUCAUUCGUCGUUUGGAUCACUUGUACUUUAAGCCUGGCCAAGUCAUUCAAUCCAUUGAAAAGGCUGCCAAGUCAUUGUUGCCUGAUUACGUAAAGUCGGCCAUUGUGGAUGCACAGGAACCCGAACAGCUUAUCCAUCAAUUGUGCACAUACCUCUACAACCACGACAAGGCAGUGUUGCGUACGCGUGCUAUGCUUUGCCACAUUUAUCACUAUGCUUUGCACAAGCAUUUCCACACUGCUCGUGACAUGUUGCUUAUGUCCCAUUUGCAAGAAUCCAUUCAUGCCGCUGAUGUUUCUACUCAAAUCUUGUACAACCGUACUGUGGUCCAAGUUGGCUUGUGUGCUUUCCGUGAAGGAUUGAUCAAGGAAGCUCAUUCGUGCUUGCAAGAAAUCCAAGGCACGGGUCGUGCAAAGGAACUUUUGGCACAAGGUUUCCAAGCUCAACGUUAUGGUCAACAACAAGCAACGCCUGAAAUUGAACAAUUGGAGCGUCAACGACAACUUCCCUUCCACAUGCACAUCAACUUGGAAUUACUCGAGUGUGUUUUCCUUACUUGCUCUAUGCUUCUUGAAAUUCCUGCACAAGCACAGGCUGGUCCCAACAAUAAGCGUGCCAUUUCUCGUCCCUUCCGUCGUUUGCUGGAUUACAAUGAACGUCAAGCAUUCUCUGGUCCCCCCGAGAACACACGUGAUCAUAUCAUGAGUGCCGCCAAGGCUCUUGCAUCAGGUGAAUGGGAACGUGCUCGUGAUUAUAUUCUUGCCAUCAAGAUUUGGGCAUUGAUGCCCGAUGCUGAAGCCAUCAAGACCAUGCUCAAGACUAAAAUCCAAGAAGAAGGCUUGCGGACAUACCUCUUUACUUAUGCUUCUUACUACAAGACCAUCAGCCUUCGACAACUUGCUGCCAUGUUUGAUUUGCCUGUUGUCCGUGUCUCCGCUAUUGUUUCCAAGAUGAUCUGGAAUGAGGAACUCACCGCUUCCCUUGAUCAAGUCUCCCAAUCCCUUAUCCUUCAUUGGGUUGAACCUUCCCGUCUCCAGGUCCUUUCUCUGCAAUUUGCUGAUAAGGCUGCCAAUCUUGUUGAUCAGAAUGAACGUCUCCUCACUACAGGUCGUGAUAGGCAAUAA